Octopus sinensis (East Asian common octopus) is the source of this 3418-nucleotide messenger RNA. Its product is annotated as dickkopf-related protein 3-like. Gene Ontology annotation, biological process: multicellular organism development; negative regulation of canonical Wnt signaling pathway. Gene Ontology annotation, molecular function: receptor antagonist activity; co-receptor binding. NCBI's taxonomy places the organism in Eukaryota, Metazoa, Mollusca, Cephalopoda, Octopoda, Octopodidae. Bases 699 to 1316 code for a protein of 205 amino acids. The transcript has 4 exons. The record is from RefSeq and is a predicted model, not a curated record. Gene Ontology annotation, cellular component: extracellular region.
CUUUGUAAGACUAGUAAAAGGGAUCCACCUGACCCUUUAAAGGUAUCUCAAGGUUUCGCUUUUUCACUUUUAUUUUUCAAAUGGAAUGGUGAAUUUCUCUCCUCAGAUGUUUCUGCCAUUUAUUCUGCCACCUGACAAAAUCACGUUUUGAAACAACCGAGAUUCUAAACAGCUUUGAAGCAAACAAAACGCCAGCAAGACUUUUGCUUCCGACUCUUAAAACAUUUAAUGAAACAAAUGGCUAUAGCAGAAAUACUGGCAAUAACAAUCUAAUCGAUAAUAUCAUAUUUAUAUAAAUACAACAAUAACUUUUUUAUUUGCACAGACAUGUAUUUAUAUUUUAUGCUUUUCCGCCAUUUUCUUUUGUGAUAUUUAUUUCAAGUGACAGAAAAAAUCGUUUAAAUCUUACACACAUUCAAAGAAAUUACGGACAAAUAAAUACAGAUUUAUUUGAUUUGAUAUCAUCCGAAAUCAACAAAAUAUUUAUCAGCUGAAUAAAUUUAUGCUGUUAAAUCUUUCAUUUACAGACUCCAUUCACCUCCUACCGCGUUUAUAAUAGGUAUAUUCUUGAGUUAAAUCAUCAAAGCAGACGAUAAUAUUUGCAAUAUCGCCAGACGAGGGAUUUAGUUUGAUUGAAGAUAAAAUUGAUUGAUUUGUUUUCAUCAAUACCAAAUAGAGAAACAACAAGAAAAUACAACAUGAAACGUGAAAAUCGAUAUUUUGAAGUCCUUUUGUUCCUAAACAGUUUUUCGUUAUGUUUCUGCAAUAUCUGGACAUUAUUACAGAGUUCCCCCAUCCAAGGUCAGAUCAGUAAAAGACUUAGCACCCAUCCCAGGAAUAUACAUGCUGUGGUGAGUCGAAAUAUGCUCGAUCAGAAAAUGAUAUGUGAUAAAAGCAGCGACUGUAGUAACUCCAAUAUGUUCUGUGACCUUCAUUACGGUAUUUGCGAUUAUCAUCGAACUCUGGGUGAACCUUGCCGUGAGGACAGCCAUUGUGAGGGUCACAACAUCUGCAUGUAUGGACAAUGUGAAAAACGAGCCAGGGAAACCAGUCGAGGGGCACGGUGCCAGACAGAUAAAGAUUGCGAUUCCAGUAUGUGUUGUGCUCGAAGACAUGGCGAAAGAAUUUGCCAACCGAAACUGAAGAUUGGUCAGAAAUGUUAUGUCCCUAAAGGAGGAUUAGAUUACAGUUUGAACCAAGUAUGUCCGUGUUUAGAUGGACUUCACUGCAGAACCACCUCGAAAACUAAAUCAACAAGUCGGAAGAGUGGAUGGCACUAUUACAACUUCUUCGAGCACUUAAGAUGCAGCAAAUGAUGGAGACUACUACAACAACAAGAACACCAACAAGAAAACUGUAAACGUGAAACGCCGACACUUCCGCCAUGAGUAUUGGAUAUCGAAUUUCUAUGUAAACUAUGUGUAUAUAACAGCGACAUCAAAUACGACAAACAACAACAAUAAGAACAACAACAACAAAAGAGGCAGCUGCAGUACCGGCAGCAGCAGCAGCAGCAGCAGCAGCAGCAAUAGUAACACUGACAACAUUACAAAAGCAACGGCAGCCAUGUUUGUAUUUGAAUGUCCUCAAUAUAUUACAGGUACUAUUGAAACAGCAGUGGACGUUAUUUUAUAAUGUCUGGUAAUAAUAAGUUGAUGAUGCUCUUGUAAAAGUCAUCUCACAUUGCUGACGUGUAUAUUGCAAUGACUUAUGAGGGAGGAGAGAGAGAGAGAGAGAGAGAGAGAGAGAGAGAGAGAGAGAGAGAGAGAGAAGGAGGGAGAGAAAAGUACAAGGGGUAAAUAUUUUGGUGAGAACGGCUGUAAUGUAUAGUUUUAACCGCAGUACAUGACUGGUACUACUUAUAGACACAAGGGAGGUGAAAAAGAAAAUCAGCACUAGCGAAAUUUGAACCAGCGACGCUCUUUUUGAAACGCUAACAAAACCAACAUCGGUUUCUAAAAGCCAAGCAUUUCAAGGGGUAAUAUAUAGUGGAUUAAGUCUGCCCCAGGAUAUGACUGAUAUCUAGGAAGGACCAAGUUAAGUUUAGUGGGAAGUAAAUUCAUGGCAUAAAGGGGGAAUAAUGAAACAGUGUCUUACUUUACCCCUUACAUCGCCUACCAUCGAUCCACAAAUAAUAUUGGUUUCAAUAUGUGGGUGGGGGCAAGUCGAUGACAUCGACCCCAGUGCUCAACGGGUACUUAUUUUACCGAGUUCGAAAGAACGAAAGGUAAAGUCGACCUUGGCGGUAUUUGAACUCAGAACGUCAAGACAGACGAAAUGCCGCUAAGCAUUUUGCCCGAUGUGCUAACGUAUCUGCCAGUUCACCGCCUCAGCUCUACACAUGAUAUCGAUUUCUGACAUUGAUAUCACGCCAUAUUUUAUGAAAAGGCGCUAUCGAUUAUAUCGAUUAUAUCAAAAUACAGCUGGUACAUUAUUUCAUUAACACCAAAAGUAUGAAAGGAAAGGUCAACCAUGAGCAGGAUUCGAGCUCUGAACGCGAUGGAUUCCCUCCUAAAACUGUCUGCCGACCACUGACUCAAUAAUUUCACUUUUCCUGCGACCCACACAGAGGAAGAUCAAUGACAUCUUCUACCCCAUCAGGAUUGGCCAAGGGCUAAAUAACAUUAACAAGUCACAUGGAAUUUAUUGUUGUUGCUGUUGUUGCAGCCGUUAUUCUUUUAAGUCGUUGUUCUUCUUAUCGUUGCUGAUGUUGUUUCAGUUGUUAUUGCAGGGCUUCUUGCUGCCAUCGACUUCUUCAUACGGAACAGCAACAGAGAUUUUCAUAAACUGUAUUAGAGAGAUUUAUUUACGAAUGCAGACAAGCGCGCACACACACACACACACACACACAGAGGUUUAUAUAUAUGCAUAUCAAUGUGUAUAUGCAACCACAUACAUUCACAUGAAUAUAUCUGUGUAUUUAUUUAAAAAAAACGCUGCAGUUCCAUUGAAAUAUCCUGAGUUCCCUAAUAUUUGGGUUCGAACCGAAUAUCAAUGGGUCCGGGAUAACAUCAUCUGUUUUCCAGGGUUCCGACGAUUGAUAUUUUGGUUUGAAGUUGGUUAUUAUGGAAACUUGAUGGAGGAACAGGUAAUAUACAUAUCUAUCUAUCUAUCUAUCUAUCUAUCUAUCUAUCUAUCUAUCUAUCUAUCUAUCUAUCUAUCUAUCUAUCUAUCUAUGUCUUUUUGUUUGUCUAUCUAUUGUAUGCAUUCAUAUACAUGCACGCACACACACACGUGUGUAUAUAUCUGUGUGUAUGUAAGUAUGUGUAUGUGUGGUGUGGUGUGUGGGGAGAGGUGAGGAGACUAAAAUUUUAUCUGCCAAAAUAUAUACUUUAUAUUCUGGGUAGUCAGUCGUAUUAGUGUGUAUAUAUGUACGUACAUAUAUUUCAUCUACACACGAUAAAUAAACACACACAUA